UUUUUUAAAUCAUACUUUGUGUGGCUCCUUCACUCAGCCUGUUGAUUUGCUGUAGAGGUCUGUGUGUGUUGGUUGUCACCUCACCGGCUGCAGCUGUGUGUUCACAUAAGUGAAGAAACACACUAAGGAUGGCCGGGGAGUGUGUUCCAGAGGGUCCAAACCUGAAGGAGAUGAGCGAUGAGGAACUCUGGGAGCUGAUCAAUGACAACCGCCACCGGAUCUCCUUAGGGGUCCGACCAUGCAUCUUGAUCCCGUAUCUGAGGCAGGUUAAGGUUCUCACUGAGGUGGAUGAAGAUGAGAUCCUUUCCUGUCAUAAUCUGACUAACCGCUGCAUGAGAACAAGCUACAUGUUGGAUCUGUUGAGAACACAAGGAAGAAAUGGAGCUAUAGCUCUGUUAGAGGGCCUGAUGAUCCAUUAUCCAACUCUCUACACCCAAGUUACAGGACGUAAGCCCAGCACAGAGCCCUCCAGAUUCAGUGGUCUGAUCAAGUACUCGGAGCUCACUGAGUACCUGAUCAGGGCGGUAACAGGAAUGCAGACAGAGUUGCAGGAGGCCCGCAAUGAGGCAGGCAAGAUGAGCGCACGCUGCUCCUCCUUGGAGUCGGAGGUUGGACAACUGAUGGAGCAGGAAGAGAAGUCCAGGAACCUUCAGGCAGAAAACGGACGUUUGCAGAGACACUUGAGUUCCUUGCAACGGGAAGUUACCAAGCUGAAGGAUGAAAAGUGUGAUCUAUACAUCCGCUACACUGUUGCUAUUGAAGAGAAAUCUGCUCUUAACGGCCGGCUCCACGACCUGAACCUGCAGGUAUAUCAGCUGCAGACGGAGCUCCAGAAUAUUCAGAUGGAGAAGGAGUUCCACAAACAGCGCUCCCUUCGAAAUCUUUUCUCUUCUCACACCCCACAGCUGCAGGAGGCUCAUGAGGACAUCCUGGAACAGGACCUAGCAGAGGCAAUUAACAGUCAGGUGGAGCUUGCAGAGCACCUAAAGAGCUACAGAGAAGAAAAUGAAAAGUUGCUGAGAGAAAAACAAGGGCUCCUGGAUCAAACAGAGACUCUGAGCCUCCAGGUGCAGCAGCUUUCUCUGGACUGUAAAAUGCAUCAGCAGAAGAGCACUGUGGUUCAGAGUCAGAUGAAGGAGCUUCAGGUUGAGAGAGACCAGGCCUACCAGUCCAGAGAUGAUGCCCAGGCUAUGAUCGCCCGCAUCCUGGCUGAGAAGGACACAUUGAGGAGUCAGCUGGUGGAGCUCCAGGAGGCCGUCUUUGCGCUUCAAGCUAAGCGGAGCCCUAGGAUCAAACUACAAAGCUCGGAUGUGAAGGAGAGGAGCUGGGACAGCGAAACCUCCAGCUCUGAAGAAUGUCUGCUUCCUGUUCGACGAAGGCUUCGACGCAUGGAUGCUCUCAACCCCAUGUCCCUAAGUUCUUGUCUUUCAGAAUCAGAAAAUGCUUUGCCGACCAGUGUCCGAUCCAAAGGUGUCGAGCCACCCAGUCCAGAGUCUCUCCGUCGAAGACAGGAAAUUUUAUACAAAGACAGCAGUUUGGAGGCAGCGGAGACUGACUCUCUACUGGAUGAAUUUGUGUUCCUUCCUGAUGCAGGAGGUGAAGACGAACAGAAACCCAGAUCUCCCUCUACUCGUAGCUCUGUCUGCCUCUCCAGAAGCUCAGCCCCCCCCUUCCUUGUGCGCUCUCGUCCAAAAGCGAUACGUGUAAACGGCCGUGUUCUCAGCAUCUCCCUCCAGUGUGAGGCACUGCUUAGCCAGAUAACUGUAGUGGGAGGAAAUAAGUCGGGGGUGUUUGUGCACCAGGUGACUGAAGGCAGUGCUGCCCAUACUGUUGGCAUCUCCCCUGGGGCGCAGAUAGUGGAGGUCAGGCAUGAGCAAAAUAACAAAGCUCUGAAGAUGGUGUUGGAGGACUCCACUUUAGAAGAAGCUACAUGGGCUCUCAGCCAGGUUUCAGGCUUCUGUCAGCUGUCCCUUCGCCCCAGGCAAAAUGACUACGAGGCUCUGCUGCAGCAGCUGCAGAACAGCAAGAUGUCAUCAGGAGACUCCUUCUACAUUCGGGUCAAUCUAUCCCUUUCUGCCGGUGCCAGCUGGACCUUGGCCGUGUCCUGCAAUGAUAUCCUACAUGUGACAAACACACGACCUGCUGGCACUGAGGAUCUGUGGCAUGCCAGCCAAGUCCACCCGUGUAAGCUGCUCGAUCUCCAGAGCGGUACUGUACCCAAUUAUUACAGGGCGCAAAGACUAUUGAUUCAAACAAUUGAAGAUAUGAGCUUUCAGACAAAAAAGUGUCAAAAGGUUGGGCGACUGAACACACAAAGCGAGCAGAAGGUUGUGAGAAUUGUAAGCACAGGGCGUCAGGGGAGGAACCCUCUGUGGGUCAGUGUGGAGGAGGAAAACAACAAGAGCACAGAGUCAGGUCCUCCAUCAGCAUCCAAAAGCUGUGUAACCCUCAUGCCCUUCACCCUGGUUACACCUCAUUUCCCUCCAGUCUGCAGACCUAUCCUGCUGUUGCCUACAAUACUGGGCCGCAUGCUGGACAAGAAGCUGGCCAGCUGGCAGGGCUUCCAACUCUGUGAGCCUGAGGUUUUGACCUCCAGCGAGCAUGCCGCUCGACUCCAGAGGUCUGAGAUUCUGGAGGAGGUUGAACCGGGCGGAAAUCAGUGCUUCACCCUUCAGAGUGUUGACAAGGUCAUGAAAAAGGGCCUUCACUGUGUGCUGCCCUUAGGCCUGGACUGUGUGCGUCGGCUGCACCGCUACGAGAUCUUUCCAAUUAUCAUAUUCAUUGGCGUAUCUGCGCGCAGUGCGCGUAAACUGAGGUCAAAGCUGCAGCGUAAAGGCCAGACGGAGGAACAGCUGCUGUCAUGUUUGAAGAGCGAGGAGCCGCUGCUGGACAAGCUGCCGUGUCUGUACCACAGCAUGGCACCUGACUCCUGGUGUGACCUCAACUCGCUGCUGACCAGCCUCCGCACCAUCAUCUGGGAGGAGCAGAGGAAGAUCGUCUGGGUGGAGCCAGAUCUGUGGUGAAGAAGGAAGAGAAUGCUUGAUUCUCAGCUUUGGAUACUACAAUAAUGAAUAAGCUUUACAAGAUAUUUUUUUGUAGACAUGAGUAUGUAUCUGUGAUACUUUUUAGUAUAUAAGAUAUUUAUAGAUUGUAUUUGUUUAUAACAAGCAUAUUUAAAAACUCAAAAAAAAGAAGUAAAAAAAAAUCCAAUGAACUUUGUUUCCAAGUUUGAAGAUGUUUCGCUUCCCAUCCA
Messenger RNA from Cyprinodon tularosa, 3253 nucleotides. RefSeq names its product caspase recruitment domain family, member 14 (gene card14). The transcript is spliced from 20 exons. Gene Ontology annotation, molecular function: protein binding. Lineage: Eukaryota; Metazoa; Chordata; Actinopteri; Cyprinodontiformes; Cyprinodontidae. The coding region runs from base 129 to 3023 and encodes 964 amino acids. The record is from RefSeq and is a predicted model, not a curated record. Gene Ontology annotation, biological process: regulation of apoptotic process.